UUCCCAGUUAGUGGGUAACAUCUGAUUCUCCUUCCCAGAGACAGACUCCAGUGAGAGACUGGGGGUUUAGGGGCCCAGGGGGGGCUGGCUAGGGCCCAGGGACAGAAUGUCCUUGUAGCUGUAGAGUAUGAAACAAGAAAGUGAUCCAGCAUCUUGAGAAGCUGAGUCAAAAAGCCAAGCCAACCAUCUAAGCUGUGAUUUUCAAGGUAUGGACUCUAGCCAACUGGUAGGCUACAUGCAACUUCCUGAUGUUCCACAAACUGAUUCCCAAAUCCCUCCGGAAUACACAGCAUAUAGCCCCCCCUGAGGUGGAAUGGUGAUGUCUCCAUGAGGGAACCUCCUCUCAUUCAUCCUGUCAUGUGUAUCAUACUGUUCUCGCCUGGGCCAUUCAUCUGAGAUGGGAUUUACCCCGUGAAACAGGGAGAAGACUUAUGGACCCCCAACAUCAUUUCAAGUUGUAGUUGAGUUUUUUUUUUUUUUUUUUUUUCUUCUUCUAAAGUACAGGACAUACAUGCAAAGCUCCUCUGCUUUGGGCCCUCUGCUUUGUUAAAGCCACUGUCUGGCUGACCUAGAACUGCUCCAGUUGACGGAUCAUCAUGGCUUCAGUUUGGAAGAGACUGCAGCGUGUGGGAAAACAUGCAUCCAAGUUCCAGUUUGUGGCCUCCUACCAGGAGUUGAUGGUUGAGUGUACCAAGAAAUGGCAACCAGAUAAACUGGUGGUAGUUUGGACAAGAAGAAGCCGAAGGAAGUCUUCUAAGGCUCAUAGUUGGCAACCUGGAAUAAAAAAUCCAUACCGUGGUGUUGUAGUGUGGCCUGUUCCUGAAAACAUUGAAAUCACUGUGACACUUUUUAAGGAUCCUCAUGCAGAGGAAUUUGAAGAUAAAGAGUGGACAUUUGUCAUAGAAAAUGAAUCCCCUUCUGGUCGAAGGAAAGCUCUUGCUACUAGCAGCAUCAACAUGAAACAGUAUGCAAGCCCUAUGCCAACUCAGACUGAUGUCAAGUUAAAAUUCAAGCCAUUGUCUAAAAAAGUUGUAUCUGCAACUCUCCAGUUUUCAUUAUCUUGCAUUUUCCUUCGGGAAGGAAAAGCCACGGAUGAAGACAUGCAAAGUUUGGCUAGUCUGAUGAGUAUGAAGCAGGCUGACAUUGGCAAUUUAGAUGACUUCGAAGAAGAUAAUGAAGAAGAUGAUGAGAACCGAGUGAACCAAGAGGAAAAGGCAGCAAAAAUUACAGAAAUUGUAAACCAAUUGAAUGCUCUGAGCAGCUUAGAUGAAGAUCAAGAUGACUGCAUAAAGCAAGCAAAUAUGCCUUCAGCUAAAUCAGCCAGUUCCUCUGAAGAGCUUAUCAACAAACUUAACUUUUUGGAUGAAGCAGAAAAGGACUUGGCCACUGUGAAUUUAAAUCCAUUUGGUGAUCCUGAUGUAGCAGAAUUAAACCCAUUUGGGGAUCCUGACUCAGAAGAACCCAUCACUGAAACAGCAUCACCUAAAAAAUCAGAAGAAUCUUUUUAUAAUAAUAGCUAUAAUCCCUUUAAAGAGAUACAGACUCCACAGUAUUUGAACCCAUUUGAUGAGCCAGAAACGUUUGUAACUAUAAAAGAUUCUCCUCCCCAGUCUACAAAAAGAAAAAAUGUAAGACCUGUGGACAUGAGCAAGUACCUCUAUGCUGAUAGUUCUAAAACAGAAGAAGAAGAAUUGGAUGAAUCUAAUCCUUUUUAUGAACCUAAACCAACUCUUCCUCCAAAUAAUUUGGUAAAUCCAAUUCAAGAACUGGAAACUGAAAGGAGAGUGAAAAGGAAAGCUCCAGCCCCACCAGCCAUCUCACCAAAGACAGGAGUAAAUGAAAACACAAUUAUUUCUGCAGGAAGAGAUCUGUCCACUUCUCCUAAGCCGAGUCCUAUACCAAGUCCUGUUUUGGGGCGAAAGCCAAAUGCUAGUCAGUCAUUGCUUGUAUGGUGCAAAGAAGUUACAAAAAACUACCGGGGAGUGAAAAUCACCAAUUUUACUACAUCGUGGAGAAAUGGUUUAUCUUUUUGUGCAAUAUUACAUCACUUUAGACCAGAUUUGAUUGACUACAAGUCUCUGAAUCCUCAAGAUAUUAAGGAGAACAACAAAAAGGCAUAUGAUGGAUUUGCCAGCAUAGGAAUUUCCCGGUUAUUGGAACCUUCUGACAUGGUCUUACUGGCAAUUCCUGACAAACUGACUGUUAUGACUUAUCUCUAUCAAAUCAGAGCACAUUUCAGUGGCCAAGAACUGAAUGUUGUCCAGAUAGAGGAGAACAGCAGUAAAAGCACAUACAAAGUUGGAAAUUAUGAAACAGAUACAAACAGUUCUGUUGAUCAGGAAAAGUUCUACGCAGAGCUUAGUGAUCUGAAACGGGAGCCUGAACUACAGCAGCCUACCAGUGGAGCAGUAGACUUCUUAUCGCAAGAUGACUCUGUAUUUGUAAAUGAUAGUGGGGUUGGAGAGUCAGAAAGUGAACAUCAGACUCCUGAUGAUCAUCUUAGUCCAAGCACAGCCUCCCCGUACUGUCGCAGGACUAAAAGUGACACAGAACCCCAAAAGUCCCAGCAGAGCUCUGGAAGGACUUCAGGAUCUGAUGACCCUGGAAUAUAUUACAAUACAGAUUCAACCCACGCACAAGUUUUGUUAGGCAAGAAGAGACUACUGAAAGCUGAGACUUUAGAAUUAAGUGACUUCUAUGUUAGUGAUAAGAAGAAGGAUGUGUCUCCACCCUUUAUUUAUGAGGAGACAGAGGAACAAAAGCUUCAGACUCUAGACAUUAGUAAAAACUUGGAGAAAGAAAAAUUAGAGAAUUCCAGACCCUUAGAAUGCAGAUCAGAUCCUGAAUCACCUAUCAAAAAACCAAGUUUAUCUCCCACUUCCAAACUUGGAUACUCAUACAAUAGAGAUGCAGACCUUACAAAGAAAAAACGAACUUCCCUGAGGCAGACAGAGUCUGAUCCAGAUACUGACAGAACCACUUUAAAUCAUGCAGAUCAUUCCACUAAAACAGUCCAGCAUCGAAUGUUAUCAAGACAAGAAGAACUUAAAGAAAGAGCAAGAGUUCUGCUUGAGCAAGCAAGAAGAGAUGCAGCUUUAAAAGCAGGAAAUAAGCAGAAUCCCAAUGCAGCCACACCACUCUGCAACAGGCAGCUAAGUGAUCAGCAAGAUGAAGAGCGACGUCGGCAGCUGAGAGAGAGAGCUCGUCAGCUAAUAGCAGAAGCUCGAUCUGGAGUGAAGAUGUCAGAACUUCCCAGCUAUGGUGAAAUGGCUGCAGAAAAGUUGAAAGAAAGGUCAAAGGCAUCUGGAGAUGAAAAUGAUAAUAUUGAGAUAGAUACUAACGAGGAGAUUCCUGAAGGCUUUGUUGUAGGAGGUGGAGAUGAACUUACUAACUUAGAAAAUGACCUUGAUACUCCCGAACAAAACACUAAAUUGGUAGACUUGAAGCUAAAGAAGCUCCUAGAAGCUCAGCCACAGGUGGCAAAUUCACUCUCCAGUGCUGCACAGAAAGCUAUAACUGAGAGCUCGGAACAAGAUAUUAAGAAUGGCACAGAAGAUCUCCGGACUGAGCGAUUACAAAAAGCAACAGAACGAUUUAGAAAUCCUGUUGUGUUCAGCAAGGAUUCUACAGUCAGAAAAACUCAACUUCAGUCUUUCAGUCAAUAUGUUGAGAAUAGACCAGAGAUGAAAAGGCAGAGAUCAAUACAGGAAGAUACAAAGAAAGGAAAUGAGGAGAAGGCAGCGAUAACUGAAACUCAGAGGAAGCCAUCAGAAGAUGAAGUGCUUAAUAAAGGGUUCAAAGACACCAGUCAGUAUGUUGUAGGAGAAUUGGCAGCACUAGAGAAUGAGCAAAAGCAAAUUGACACCCGUGCCGCGCUGGUGGAGAAGCGCCUUCGCUAUCUCAUGGACACAGGAAGGAACACAGAAGAAGAAGAAGCUAUGAUGCAGGAAUGGUUUAUGUUGGUUAAUAAGAAAAAUGCCUUAAUAAGGAGAAUGAACCAGCUUUCUCUCCUGGAAAAAGAGCAUGAUUUAGAACGACGGUAUGAGCUGCUGAAUCGGGAAUUGCGGGCAAUGCUAGCCAUUGAAGAAGUGCUUUGAUUUUAAACCACCCAGCAAACCUCUCCAAAAGAAAACUGGCUGUGAUGCGAUCGAGAGCUGCAGUGUAAUAUUGCAGAGCAAAUUUAUUUUUUACUUCAAAGAAAAAUGCUAAUUAGCCGAUUCACUACUUUUAAAGUUAUUGUGAAGCAUAUGGCGCCCAGUGUGAGAUACAUCCAACUGCUAAAAUAGAGCGAAGAGGAAAUUAGCGAAGAAUGGGCUGUAUGGGGUGAGCUUGGGGGUGGGGGAGGAGGAUAGGUUCUCAAGCAGAUUCUCUAGCCUUUUCAGAGUGGUUUCUAUCGCCCAUCUCGGCCUCCCGCCCCCUCAUUUACCCACUUCCCCCCUCCUCCCCUCCGGCCGAGCCUCCCUGGGCCUCUAACUCCCCCUCCCCCCCUCUGGCGAAAGCAGGUGCGCACCUCCGGCCGGCCACCAGCUCACACCUGGUCUCUUUUACAGGUUCCAGCCCAGCCUCAGCCCAUCUCCAUCUGCGGGAAGGAUUUAGGGACCUGGGCCUUGGGGUGAAAUCUUCAUCCAGCCGGCCACACUCCCCCUAAGACCCUCCCUAGUGGCUCCCUCACGGGGUUUGCGGAGAGAUGCGA
Canis lupus familiaris (dog) is the source of this 4693-nucleotide messenger RNA. It is a transcript of the gene EHBP1, whose product is annotated as EH domain binding protein 1. The record is from RefSeq and is a predicted model, not a curated record. The coding region runs from base 597 to 4097 and encodes 1166 amino acids. Lineage: Eukaryota; Metazoa; Chordata; Mammalia; Carnivora; Canidae. The transcript has 24 exons. Gene Ontology annotation, molecular function: protein binding.